Messenger RNA from Penicillium samsonianum, 1021 nucleotides. RefSeq names its product dolichol phosphate-mannose biosynthesis regulatory protein. The record is from RefSeq and is a predicted model, not a curated record. Lineage: Eukaryota; Fungi; Ascomycota; Eurotiomycetes; Eurotiales; Aspergillaceae. Bases 66 to 335 code for a protein of 89 amino acids. Gene Ontology annotation, molecular function: enzyme regulator activity. The transcript has 3 exons. Gene Ontology annotation, biological process: GPI anchor biosynthetic process. Gene Ontology annotation, cellular component: dolichol-phosphate-mannose synthase complex; endoplasmic reticulum membrane.
GCCCAGGAUUCAUCGACGUUCCUUCAUAUUUCUUUUCCUUUUUAGAAUUACCGCUCUUUAUCAGAAUGCUGGGCCAACUCGUGGGAUCCGUCAUGCUUUUGGUCGCGACUGCGAUCUUUCUCUACUACACUGCGUGGACCCUGUUGAUGCCCUUCGUCGACCCCGGCCACCCUCUCCACGACAUCUUCCCGCCCCGUGUUUGGGCCAUCCGCAUCCCCGUCAUCCUCACACUCUUGGGUUCUGCCGUGGUAGGCACCUUCAUCGGAAUUGUCAUGAUCAACAGCAACAAGAAGAAGGCAGCUAAGGCUAAGGCUGCGGCCAAGAAGAAGACCUAAGCGACCAUGGACGUCAUAUCAGGAGAGAGGGCAAUCCUCUUGUGACAGCACUCUGUACUAUCAACCAUUCCGAAGCUCAGCGGCUAUCAAAACACAUCUCAAGUUAAUUAAUUUUGUUAUAUUGAGCGCCUUGCAAACACUUUCAUGCUGGAUAUACCUUGGACAUGGCCCAGAAUAGUGGAGGCUAAAGCGGCCAUAUAUGUGAAUAUAUGGACCAAAUUACCAUGUAACCCAAACAAAAGAGCCUGAAAUUCCCGGCACAAAUGUCAUUUGCCAUCAAAGCUCAGACAAGUCGUCAUCUUUGCCCACGCCGCAAAUGUCCUGUGACCUCGGCUGGAGCCAACGAUGACGCCAGCCACUCCUUCAACGGGCUAACUUUAUUGACAAAACAAACAAGGAAUGGUCAGGAAUGGCUAGGAAGGACACGGGUGGACUCGGCUGCUGACUUCAACCAUGCAGUACCUUGUCAAAGCAUGUAAGGAGGCAAUAAUUAGCAGCAAGUAAUGACGAGGGGCCUGGGCAUGUAGGCCGCAAAGACAUGACUAAGAGGGCCUUAUCGGCGUUUGCAUGGUUUGACAGGUUUCCCCUCAUAUGCGUAUUGUUCAUGGCCACAAGGUACAUUGUGAAGUCGGGAUUGGUGAAUAGAAAACAAAGAUAGACAAAGGAGUUAAGACCGAGACUCAGAU